Ahaetulla prasina is the source of this 4934-nucleotide messenger RNA. RefSeq names its product follistatin like 3 (gene FSTL3). Lineage: Eukaryota; Metazoa; Chordata; Lepidosauria; Squamata; Colubridae. The transcript has 6 exons. The record is from RefSeq and is a predicted model, not a curated record. Gene Ontology annotation, biological process: multicellular organism development; negative regulation of activin receptor signaling pathway; regulation of BMP signaling pathway. The coding region runs from base 73 to 816 and encodes 247 amino acids. Gene Ontology annotation, molecular function: protein binding; activin binding.
GGUGGGAGAAAUCAUCCUCUCUUAAGGAGCAGGCAACGAGGAAGCCCACUGGAUUAUUGCAAAUGUCGCAUCAUGAAAACCUAUCUUAUGCUUUCAAGUUUGCUGUACCUGGCAUCGGGAGACACUAACACAGGUGGGAUCUGCUGGUUACAGCAAGGACGGGAAGCCAAGUGCACAAUGAUUCUCCAGAUGGGGGUCACUUGGGAAGACUGUUGUGGCAACGGAAAUAUGGACAUGGCCUGGUCAAAUUACUCACAUCCAGACAACAAGAUCGGCCUUCUUAGGAUCUUAGGCCUUGUGAGCUGCCACCCCUGCAAAGAGUCCUGCGAAGGGGUGGACUGUGGAGCAGGCAAGGUUUGCAAAAUGAAGCAUAGACGCCCACAGUGUGUCUGUGCACCCGAUUGCUCCAACCUCCCCAGAAAGCUCCAAGUAUGCGGCUCCAAUGGUUUCACCUACCAAGAUGAAUGUGAGCUUCUCACGGCCAAAUGCAAAGGCCAGCCUGACUUGGAGGUCAUGUACCAAGGACAAUGCAAAAAAUCUUGCUCCAGCGUGGUCUGCCCCGGAACCCACACCUGCGUGGUGGACCAGACAGGGAGUGCCCACUGUGUGAUGUGUCGCGUUGAACCCUGCCCAGACCCCACCAGCCUAGACCACACAAUCUGUGGGAAUAACAAUGUGACCUAUCCUUCUACAUGCCACCUACGGCGAGCCACCUGCUACUUCGGUCAAUCCAUAGGGAUCCGACAUUACGGAAGGUGUACAGUUCUGAAUAAAAAUGCCUUGGACACAGACGAUGCUGAAGAGAACUACAUCUGAAAAUCUAUUUUGGGGUGAUUUGUCCAAUUCCUAACGUUCAGGGGCAUUAUCUGUAAUAAUGUGCAGACUCUACAUUAUAUACCUGGUAUUUAUUAAAACCAAAAGGAAAAAAAAAUCUUAUUUAUACAAAAAGAAAUCGAUGUAACCUAGACAUAUCCCCAUUUCGAUCCUUGAGUCAUAGUUUGUACCAAGGGUAUCAGGAAAGAAGGUCAAAAAAGUCAAGAUGGUGGCAAGGACCAAGCAAUCAUAGCCCCGCCCAUUUAAAAGGAGGUGGGGCUUUGGUCUCUCUGGCGCUGCCACCAUUUUGAAUUUUUUUAGUCCUGCUUCUAGCGGAUCCCCAAACCCCUUUCAAAAAUAUUUUCUUCCAAAAGAGAGAAAAGUUUUCUUCCAUUGUUCUAAGGAAAAUCCACUUUUUAUCCCUCACUCAACCCUCCUCUAUCCAAACUUUCUGCUUCAACAAGACUUCAAUAAUACUUUUCUUCUGAUUUAAUGAAACAUUCCUUUUUGAUUCCUCUGACUCCUUGGAGAUGAACUUAACAGGUAGUCCUUGACUUACAACCAUUCAUUUAGUGACCAAAGUUAUAACAGCACUGAAAAAAGUUACUUAUGACCAGUUCUCACUCUUAUGACCAUUGCAGCAUCUCCAGGGUCAUACGAUCAAAAUUCAGGGGUUUGGCAGCUAUCAUGUAUUUACAAUAAUUGCAACAUCCCACGGUCAUUCCCACCCAGCUUCUGGCAAUGAGGGAAUCUGGAUUUGCUUAACAACCGCAUGAAUCACUUAACAAUUUCUAUAACAACUGUUGCAAAAAAAGGUCGAAAAUCAGGUGUGACUCGCAUAACGACCAUCUUGCAUAGCAAUGGAAAGUUGGUCCCCGUUGUGGUCGUUAAGUCGAGGACUACCUCUAUAGUCUUACACGUCUCCACUCAGAAAAUUGGAAAGCUUAUAAAUAUUCCAAGUAACAGGAGUUUGUCGUGUAAAUAGUGUGUGUGUGUAAUUGGGAGGUAUCACACUGAUGAUAGCCAGUGAUCGGAUCAACGUUAUCUAUAUAUCGAUUUUAAAUUUGUCAUCUGCUUCACAGUGUGUGUUGUAAAAUGUGUACAUAGCCUCCUUUCACUGAUGGUCUUCCAGAAGUAUUACUCUUUUUCUUUAUGUGUUUAAAACAGGCAAUUUCUCUAUUUUUGUACGCUCGAGUCCCUGAUUUUUUAUUUUUGGGUUACUUCAAGUCAGUCUUGACCCUUGACUCAGUCUUUUCCUUGGAAAGAUUUCCAGAGUGGUUUGCCAUUGCCUCCUUCUCAGGGCUGAGUCAGAAUGACUGGCCCAAGGUCACCCAGCUGGCUUUGAGCCUAAGGCAGGAGUAGAACUCCCUGUCUCUUGGUUCCUAGCCUGGUGCCUUAACAGGUAAAUCAAACUGACUACCUGAUAUGUUUUACACCCCUUCAUUUGUCGGAUGUAGCUCUAGAACAGGGGUAUCCAACCUUGACAAAUUUAAGAUCUGUGGUUACGACCUUUAAAGCGCUCCAUGGCUUAGGGCCCGGGUACUUACGGGACCGCCUGCUGUUACCGCAUGCCUCCCACCGACCCGUACGCUCUCACAGAGAGGGACUUCUCAGGGUGCCGUCCGCCAAGCAAUGUCGGCUGGCGGCCCCCAGGGGAAGGUCCUUCUCUGUGGGGGCUCCCACACUCUGGAACGAGCUUCCCCCGGGUUUACGCCAAAUACCUGACCUUCGGACCUUCCGUCGCGAACUGAAGACACAUCUUUUCAUUCGCGCAGGGCUGGCUUAAAUUUUAUCGAUUUUAAAUUUUUUAUUAAUAAUUUUAAAUGGGGUUUUAGUUUAUUAUAUAUUUUAAACUUUUUAGGCUAAUUAUAAAAUAAGUUUUUUAAUUUGCAUUUUAAAUUGUACAUUGUAUUGCCUGUUUUAUUUUUGCCUGUACACCGCCCUGAGUCCUUCGGGAGAAGGGCGGUAUAAAAAUCAAAAUAAAAAAUAAAAAAUAAAUAAAACCCGCAGAAUUCCCCAGCCAGCUUAACAAAUGCCAUUUAAGCGGCAUUUGCUUAAACAACCACUGCCAAAAAAGUUCAUGAAAUCAGGCUGGUCACAAUCACAACUUGCGACCAUAAUGGGCAAGUUCCAUUUGAAGUCUUUACUAUACAGAGCUUAAACCAAGAAUAAGCCUUUUUGCUGAAUUUGAACAAUUAAGAGAAAACUAAAAAAAAUGGAGGGAAAUGGCCUGGCCUUGCCUUUUUGUUCUCUUUAUUUCCUUUUACUUUUUUUUUUUUUUUUUGACUGAAGGAGAAAGAACUAAGGUGGUCUGCAAAUAAGGAAUGCUUGGCUGGCAAUCUCCAUUUUCCCAAAACGAGAUUGUUUUAUAAUAUUUAGGGCAAAGCAAUUGAAGAGUCGGAGGAGCCCUAAUAAAUUUGUUCUUUCCAUUCCUCUGAAUUUCUGAUUUGUGUAAAAUUAUUCAAGGGGGACUCGGUUGUUGUAAUCCAAAUAGACAUUGCAAUCUACCUGACUUCAUGGAAGCUUUCGCUGUGCUUUGGGGGACCAACCCUCCCAAGGUUUAAUCAAUUGCCUCUCUAUUUUCACCUGUAAAAUCCUGAUGGUUGCACAAUUCAAUUAACGGGAAGCCGAGUCAGGUUUCUCGCUGAAAUGCAUAAACGGCAGUGUUGUGGUUUGGGAUUGUUUUGAAUCAAGUGUAUGAGGAACUACAACUCCUCUACUAAAGAAUUUUGGUGGGCCCCUAUUUAAUUUUUCUCAGAAAAAAGGAACAAAAGAUGUGUCUUCUACCACAUCCAGCUUGACAAAUCACCCAGCAGGCAAAGAUUUGUGGCUGCCGUAAUUCGCUUCUGAAGAAAUUGUCAAAUUACUCCAGAUGGAAUGGUUUUGGUUUUACAAAAUAGGGAGCGAAUAGGAAAAACAGGGUUCAUUCAGGCCAAAUGGAAGAGGCAGGGAAUUUGCUGUGGUCCAGUGGUAGUUACACAACAAACAGAAGGCAGAAAACACAGGGUCAGGAAACAUCCGUUUCCCCCCCCCCCGCCCCGGUGAACAGGAACUUGCUAAAGUUAUUUUCUCUUGCGGGAGGUUGCAGCUUUCGGCCUGAAAGUGUUGAUUCAUUCUGGCUCCUGGACAGAUUGCGCCUCUUGCUGCAAGGCACAAUUCUAUGAAAACACAUUGUGUAGUCCAGCGCAUUGAGAAAAAAUUUAGAAGUUAUAUAAAACUCCCAUCAAGACAGAAUGACAGUAGGAAGGGACCUUGGAGGUCUUCUAGCUCUAGCAAGAAUACCAUUUCAGGCAAAUGGUUGUCCAAUCUCUUUUUAAAGACCUUCAGUGAUGGAGCAUCCACAAUUUCUGGAGGCAAGUUGUUCCACUAGUUAAUUGUCCUCACUGACUGGAAAUUUCUUCUUAAUUCUAGGUUGGUUCUCUCCUUGAUUAGUUUCCACCUAUUACUUCUUGUUCUACCCUCAGGUGCUUUGGAGAAUAGCUUGACUCCUUCUUCUUUGUGGCAGCCCCUCAAAUAUUGGAAGACUGCUAUCAUGUCAGCCCUAGUCCUUCUUUUCAUUAAAGCUCUUCAAGAACGAAGCAUCUUCAAGACGUCUUCAAGAAUGAUGCAUUCAGAGUAUUAUGAAAUCUGGGACAAAUUUUAUUAUUGGCUGGAAAGUGGGAGAAAUGCUGGGAUAUAGGACCAUUGACGAGUAAAAUGCUUGUAAGUUUUUAUGCUAAUUUGUUAGGAUAGAUACGAUUGAAUUAGAUAUCGAAAUAACCUAUAUGGAUGAAAGAAUAUAUGUAUUCGAAAUGUGAUAAUUAGUGUAAAUAUGUAUAGAGAUAAGGAAGUGUAUCAAUUAUAUGACAAAAUUUGAUGAAAACGUUUAAAACGGAGAUUUAAAAAAAAAAAGAACGAUGCAUCGCCAUCGUAAUUUUUAUUAGACUUUUGCUACUUCUUGUAUGUGCAUUGUACUCGCUUAUACCACAUUAGCAACCACCUGUGAGGGGGGACCUUGAGUUGUUCUUUCAAUUUACAGGAGCUGCUCUAUUUUUGCUUUAUCGCCUGUAAAGCGCUUAAAACUCACAGCUGGUGAUUGUACGAGUGGAUAAAGCUAAUAAUAAACUGUCAAAAAGUUUCAA